This is a messenger RNA of Prunus dulcis (almond), 1675 nucleotides long. RefSeq names its product trimethyltridecatetraene synthase-like. Gene Ontology annotation, molecular function: monooxygenase activity; iron ion binding; heme binding. NCBI's taxonomy places the organism in Eukaryota, Viridiplantae, Streptophyta, Magnoliopsida, Rosales, Rosaceae. The coding region runs from base 12 to 1541 and encodes 509 amino acids. The record is from RefSeq and is a predicted model, not a curated record. The transcript is spliced from 2 exons.
CAAUCCCCAUAAUGGAGGCUAUUUCUUAUGCUAUUUUGACCCUGGCAUUGGUAGCUACUCUGGCCCUUGUCUCAAAAAUUUUCUUCCCUCAAUCCCAGAAGCUAAAAUUUCCACCAGGCCCCAAACCAUGGCCUGUAAUUGGCAACCUCAACCACAUUGGUCCUCUGCCUCAUCAAUCCCUUCACAAAUUGUCCCAAAUUUAUGGACCAAUAAUGCAGCUCAAGUUUGGCUCGUAUCCAGUUGUGAUUGCCUCAUCUGCAGAAAUGGCAAAACAAUUUUUGAGGACACAUGAUCACAUCUUUGCCUCUAGACCCCAAACUGCAGCUGGUAAGUACACAACUUAUAACUACAGCAAUCUCACUUGGGCACCUCAUGGUCCAUACUGGCGCCAAGGCCGCAAAAUUUACCUCUCCCAUCUGUUUAGCUCAAAGAUACUAGACUCUGUCGAAUACAUUCGUGUUGAGGAAAAUCGCGCCUUUCUCUCGCGGCUCUGUGCCUUGUCAGGCAAGCCAACUAUGCUCAAAGAGCAUCUGUCACGCCUAACUCUUUCCAUUAUAAGUAGAAUUGUGUUGGGUAAGAAGUAUUUUAGUGUGUCUGAAUCUGAGAUUUCGAUAGUGACACUAGAAGAAUUUCAAGAGAUGUUAGAUGAGCUGUUCUUGCUUAAUGGGGUUUUGAACAUAGGGGAUUGGAUCCCAUGGGUUCAGUUUUUUGACUUGCAAGGGUUUGUAAAACGAAUGAAGGCCUUGAAGAAAAAAUUCGACCGGUUUCAUGAUCAUGUGUUUGAUGAACACAGGGCAAAGAAGGAAGGAGUUAAAGAUUUUGUGCCAAAUGACAUGGUGGACUUAUUGUUGCAGCUGGCUGAAGAUCCUGAUAUUGAAGUGAAGCUGAAUUAUGACAGUGUCAAGGGAUUCACUCAGGAUUUAAUAGCGGGAGGAACUGAUACCUCUGCAACCACUGUGGAGUGGGCAAUGUCUGAGCUCAUGAAACAACCACACCUCAUCGAAAAGGCAACCGAAGAGCUCGACAGAGUGAUCGGGAGAGGGAGAUGGGUAGAAGAGAAAGACAUCCCACAACUUCCUUACAUAGAUGCAAUUAUGAAAGAGACAAUGAGGAUGCACCCAGUUGCUGUAAUGCUAGCUCCACAUCUAGCUCUUGAAGAUUGCAAUGUGGGAGGUUAUGAUAUUUGCAAAGGAACUAGAGUGUUCGUAAACACAUGGAGCAUGGGGAGAGAGCCUUCACAAUGGGAUGCACCAGAUGAGUUCAACCCUGAUAGAUUCUUAGGGAGGUCAAUUGAUGUGAAAGGACAAAACUUUGAGCUCCUGCCAUUUGGCUCGGGAAGGAGGAUGUGCCCUGGUUAUAGCCUUGGACUGAAAAUGAUAAGGUCUAGUUUGGCUAACUUGUUACAUGGAUUUAAUUGGAAAUUACCUGGCAAUAUGAAACCAGAAGAUUUGAGCAUGGAGGAAGUUUUCGGAUUGGCUACACCUCGGAAGUUCCCACUUGUUGCAGUUGUGGAGCCUCGGCUCCCUGCCCAUCUUUAUUAAUUACAUGUGAAUCUGUAAUGUCCUUGCAAGCUUUAGACUGUCGGCCAUUAAAUAAUGACGCCUCAAUGUAAUCAAUAAUCCCUUUCUGAUUUUACACUUCGUGAAUGAAACAAUAUCUUAUUUUCUUCAUCCAA